Molecule: messenger RNA, 1071 nt
Organism: Pochonia chlamydosporia 170
Lineage: Eukaryota; Fungi; Ascomycota; Sordariomycetes; Hypocreales; Clavicipitaceae
Product: retrotransposon gag protein domain-containing protein
Exons: 2
Coding region: 1-1071 (356 amino acids)
Source: RefSeq, a predicted model, not a curated record
AUGGAGACAAACAGCCAAGAGGGGGGAUCUCCUAGCCGGACCUCUCAACUCUUAAUGCAGAUGAUAACACAAUUGUCCGAACAAGCUGCAGCAACUCAGCAGGCUUUCCAACGAACCAUUGAGACUUUACAAACCGAACGACAGUCUGACCGCGCCGAAAGGAAUAACGAUCGUGAAGAGAUGAGAGCUCAAAUACGCGCGCUACAGUCCGCUAUAGCGACUCCCCUUGAGGAUAUCGCCAACCCGGCGCCUCAAAGGGCAAACUCUAUACCACCUGUGCUUAAUAUCACAUCGCCGCCGAACAUUAUUUCUUACGAACAAGCCCAAGACAGCAUAAUAGCCCGACAGAAACCAUCUCUACCUAACCCACCAAAGUUUGACGGCACCAGGAAGAACUUCCGUCCUUGGUACCUAGAAAUGCGCGCUAAACUAAUAGCGGAUCGCUUAACCUUUCGCAAUGAGCAAGAAGUAUUCUCAUAUAUCUAUGCCCGACUAGAAGGUACUGCUCAGAACAUGUCUGCAGCUUACUUCGAGCAAGGUGGCCCAGACGGCUCCCAAUCGCCAGACUGCUUUCUAGACUACCUUAACCGCCGUUAUGGCGACCCUAAUGCUAAGAGACGAGCACUUGACCGAUUACGAGCCUUACGACAGCGUCCAGAAGAAAGCUUUGCAACCUUUUUCCCGAAAUUCGAGAAAGAAUUAGCGGAUAGUGGAGGGGGCAGUUGGGAAGACGCAGUACAGAUUAACUAUCUUGAAGGAGCACUUAACUACACACUCCGCGAUAGACUAAUUAGCGUUACUGUAAUACCAACUACCUUUAACGAAUAUGCCGAGCUACUCCUUACUAUUAGCUCUCGCUUGGACAGCCGGGACUACCUCCCGCAAAACCGCCACCAGAAGCUAACAGGUCCGCAGAAGGGCGCAGUGUUGCCCCCAAAGCAAAGCAGGGAAUCGGCCUGUGGCGAAGACACAGACCAAAUGGACUGGGAAACAACUAAGGCUAGUAGGGCUCUUAGUAAGAAGUCACCGCGGAGAGAUACAGACCGCAGACUUCUCAACAAGCACCCCUAA